Messenger RNA from Anisakis simplex (herring worm), 231 nucleotides. The record is from the annotation of a GenBank genome assembly. Lineage: Eukaryota; Metazoa; Nematoda; Chromadorea; Rhabditida; Anisakidae.
AUGAUUGCUCGUGAUGAGCUUAGACUCGGUGCGCUCUUGGCGGGCGACGGUACGUUUGGAUCUAUUUAUCGCGGAGGCUGGUACACGCAAGGUAAACUGAUAGCGAUUACGCUCAGGCAGAUUGCUGAGCUUAGACAUGAGGUUCGUGAAUAUUUUUAUGUAAAAUGCUAUAAUAUCUAUCUAUCGUUUCUUCAGAACUCAUCAAUUGGAUCAAAUUCUUAUGUUGAUUGA